Messenger RNA from Medioppia subpectinata, 771 nucleotides. NCBI's taxonomy places the organism in Eukaryota, Metazoa, Arthropoda, Arachnida, Sarcoptiformes, Oppiidae. The record is from the annotation of a GenBank genome assembly.
AUGGUUUCCGAUCGAUAUUAUGACAAACAAGUGAUAGACAUUUGUGCCGUGCAUGUAUCUAACAUGGUCAAUAUUUGUAUUGGUGCAACUGGUCAUAGUCACUCCACCAUUUAUCAUACUGUUAUCCAGGGAAGACAAAUCAUCAAGUGCGUUACUUUAUAUAAAGCCUGUGAGUUACGCCGCAACGUAUCUAAACGGGAUGAUAUUAUAUUAGGGUCGGCACUGUUGGGUGAGCUCCCGGUGUUCAGCGCUUGGGAGAGGUGUUCAACCGAUUUGUACACUUCGUUGGUCUCAUGUUAUGCCGUAAUCUAUGGUCACGAAAGUCGGGGCCGUUUGACGCGAUUCCUGUCCUCCAGAUAUUGGCGUCCAUUCCGUGCUUCACAACAGACUUCAUACCUCUUUCAUGUGUUGUCUUUUAUGCCCAAAGAGUACACAAUAAACUCAGUGGUUAUAUAUGGGAUCGUAUUAUUUGGUGCCAAUUAUAUUGUGACGAUUCCGUUGGCGCUGGUGUUUGAAUUACCGGCAAUUAAAUUGCAACAAAUCACUUUUGACAACAGCCUUAUGGGGCACUCCCUGUGGGACUACAUUUCUGGCCCGCAGUGUUUCAGCGAUGAAAGCCAUUAUAUAAUGGCAUCGAUUCCUGUCCUCAUGUGUUGGCAUUCGGUCUCCGAUUUGGGACUCAAUCUCUUGUCUCAACUUCUGCUGUAUUUCCGGAUAAAUCCAUUGGAAUGUCAGUUGAGAGGUAUCGGUUCCGGCGAAGAACAUAUCUAA